Molecule: messenger RNA, 5561 nt
Organism: Uranotaenia lowii
Lineage: Eukaryota; Metazoa; Arthropoda; Insecta; Diptera; Culicidae
Gene: Ranbp16
Product: exportin-7
Exons: 12
Coding region: 506-3793 (1095 amino acids)
Biological process (GO): protein export from nucleus
Cellular component (GO): cytoplasm; nuclear pore
Molecular function (GO): nuclear export signal receptor activity; small GTPase binding
Source: RefSeq, a predicted model, not a curated record
ACAGCGACCAUAAACAAGAAACAUCCAAGCAGCCAUCAGCAAAAGUCAGUCAUUGGCAGCGAGCGUGAAAAAAGUAUAAAGUGAUUUGCGUGUGCGGCGAAUUUGAUGGAGAAAACCAUUUUCUGAACGCUUACUUCCGUCGGAACGAAAGUUCGGAAUUCGAAGACGGACGCGUGGAGUGCAUUUAGGUUGUGGGCACCAGGAAAACUGGGGGACAGUUUUUUUUACGAGUGUUUUGGUUUGUGGGUUGUGAAUUUGAUUCCGGCUCGAAGAAUUUUGAGGUUUUUUCUUUUGUGGAAUUGUGGGAAGCUGAUCAGUCGUACGCGUAGUUUCUUGUAUCUUUGGGACUAGAUGCGAUAUCCAAGGAUUUUGCUGUAGAUUUUUUGUCUAUCAAAGUGAUGUUUUAAGUGAACUCGGUUGACUUUGAGCAUUUUUCCUGUAAAGAUUUAGCAUUUGUUGGUCAUUGUUUACCCUGUUUUAAUUUGAUAGAGUGACAUUUGAUACGAUGGAUGUUCAACAAUUGGAAUUGCUUUGUAAGCAAUUCUACGAAUCGCAGGACUCGCAAGCAAGGGCGGAAGCGGAAAAAGCCUUGUACCUGUUCCAGGAAGACCCUGAUGCGUUAUCCAAGUGCCAGCAACUCUUGGAAAGAAGUAAUUCUUCUUACUCUCAACUGUUGGCUGCGACAACAUUAACAAAGCUGGUAUCGAAAAACAUUCAGGCUCUCAGUCUGCAGCAACGGGUUGACAUCCGGAACUACGUUCUAAACUAUUUGGCUACACAUCCCAGCCUACAAGGUUUCGUAAUUCAGGCACUCAUUGCUCUGCUGGUGAAAAUAACCAAACUUUGUUGGGUGGAUUUGUAUGAAGAUGAAUAUGUAUUCCGGAACAUCGUACAGGAUGUGAAAGAAUUCCUGGGAGGCUCGGUGGAGCACUGUAUGAUUGGGGUACAGAUUCUAUCUCAAUUGACCGUUGAAAUGAAUACGCUGGCAGAAACGGCCUGUAGCUUGACAUUUACCAAGCACCGUAAGAUAGCUUGUCUAUACAGGGACACACAGCUGUACGAUAUAUUCAUCCUGUCGUGUACUCUGCUGAGUCAGGCCAAGGACAACUGUUGCAAAAAUACUAGCUACAUGGACGAGGCUCAGCACGGACUUUUUACACACUUGCUAAACCUGGCUCGGAACUGUUUGAGCUUUGAUUUUGUCGGAACCUCAGCUGAUGAUUCCGUGGACGAUAUGUCCACAGUUCACAUCCCGACGAACUGGCGGCCGGCUUUCUUGGAGUCGGAUUCGGUCAAACUAUUCUUCAGUCUGUAUCACGUUCUUCCGGUACGUUUAUCCUCGUUGGCGCUAGCGUGCCUCGUUCAAAUCACCUCUAUUCGACGAUCGAUCUUCAACAAUAACGAAAGAAUCAAGUUUCUUGCCAAACUAGUGGAAGGCGCUACCGAUAUCCUGAAAACCUCCCACGGACUUAGCGAUCCGGAAAACUAUCACGAGUUCUGUCGUCUUUUGGCACGGCUGAAAUCCAACUUUCAGCUCGGCGAACUAGUCACCGUCGAAAACUAUCCGGAGGCUAUUCAACUCAUAGCAAAGUUCACCGUACAAUCCCUCCAAAUGUGGCAAUUCGCCCCCAACAGCGUUCACUAUCUGCUUUCCCUGUGGCAGCGUCUAAUCGCCUCCUUACCCUACGUUAAAUCUACCGAGCCGCAUUUCCUCGACACCUACACACCGGAAGUAAUCAAGGCAUUUGUCACCUCCAAGCUGGAAUCCGUUCCGGUGAUUCUGCGUGAAGGCCUCGAAGAUCCUCUCGACGAUACCAGUAUGGUUCAACAACAGCUGGAGCAAUUUUCCACCAUCGGUCGUUGCGAGUACGAAAAAACGUGUGCCCUUCUGAUUCAACUGUUCGACCAAACGGCCGGUCGCUAUCAAGAAAUCCUUUCGCAACCAGGAGCCACCAGCCAUCACCAGCUGGAUGCGCAAAUAUGCGAGGGGCAGCUAACGUGGCUGGUGUACAUCAUUGGGGCGGCUAUCAGCGGCCGAAUUAGCUACACCCACGACGACCAUGAUCUGCUCGAUGGGGACAUGAUCAUCCGGGUGCUGCAACUGAUGGCGCUGACCGACUCCCGGCUGGCCCAGUGUGGCUGCGAGAAGCUCGAGUUUGCGAUCAUGUGCUUCCUGGAGCACGUCCGCAAAGUUUACAUCAACGAGCAUCUGCAGAAGCUGAAAAUGUUCAAGAGGCUGAGCGAAGUGCUGGGCGUUAACGACGAGACCACCCUGUUGACGGUGAUCAGUAGGAAAAUCAUAACCAAUCUCAAAUAUUUUGGCCACUCCGAGCAAAUCAUCCGGAAAACACUUACCCUGUUGAACGAUCUCACGUUGACUUUCUGCUCGAUUCGUCGCCUCAUCAAGCUGGAUGAAAUUCAGUUUAUGCUGAACAAUCAUACGCGUGAACACUUUUCUUUCCUCGGUACCGGUUCGGUGAGUGCAUCACGCUGCCGCAGCAUGUUUUACACCUGCCUGGGCCGGCUGUUGAUGGUAGAUUUGUCCGAGGAUGUGGACCGGUUCAACACCUUCAUGAUGCCGCUGACCAAUACCAUCGAGAAUAUGGUCAUGAUGAACUUCCCUAGUGAGGAAGCCCGCAAGGAGCUGAUCGGAUUGUCUCGAGAUUUGCGUGGUUUGACGUAUGCCUUUAACGCCAAGAAUCCCUACAUGAUGCUGUUUGACUGGAUCUAUCCGGACUACUCACCGAUCCUUAUUAAAGCCGUGGAGCUGUGGGCACAUGAUCCAACCGUAACAACUCCGGUUCUAAAACUUUUUACCGAGCUGGUUUACAAUCGAUCCCAACGAUUACAGUUCGACGUUUCUAGUCCCAACGGUAUUCUGUUGUUCAGGGAGACCUCAAAACUCAUUUGCUGCUACGGCGAACGUAUCCUAUCACUGGAGGUACCAAAGGAGCAGAUCUAUCCGAUGAAGUUAAAGGGUUACGCGGUGUGUUUCCAGAUGUUGAAAGCCAUCCUCGGCGGGAACUACGUGAACUUCGGGGUAUUCAAACUGUACGGCGAUGACGCACUAGAAAAUGUCCUCAACAUGACGGCCAAACUGAUACUGUCGAUGUCCCACGAGGACAUUCUGGUUCACCCCAAGCUAUCCCAAGCGUACUAUGUUCUCAUCGACUGUCUAGCGCAAGACCACAUCACAUAUCUAUCGACGCUAGAGCCUCCGAUAUUCCUUUAUAUUUUGGAAAGUAUAUCCAAAGGGUUGAAUGCCUUAGAUGUGCUAGUGGGUUCCGGAUGUUGUUCAACGUUAGAUUUCAUUGUGACGUACAUCUUCAAGCAACUGCAACUGAAAGAAAAACAAAUGCUGCUCGUUUCGACAUUCCCGAACAAAAAGCUGCGCCAGAGCGUGCUGCCCGAGGACAACGUGUUCCUCAAAGUGAUGGAACUGCAUCCGGAGAUACUGCAGAAUCUGCUGUCGACGCUGCUGAACAUCGUGAUGUACGACGACUGCAAAAACCAGUGGUCGAUGUCCCGGCCGCUUCUAGGGCUGAUCCUGCUGUACGAGGACUAUUUCAGACAACUUCGUGAAAACAUUGUGCAUUCUCAAGCUAUCGAGAAGCAACAGUCGAUGGCGUGCCUGUUUGACGCCUUAAUGGAUGGCAUCGAACGAAAUCUGCACGUCAAAAACCGUGAUAGAUUCACCCAAAACCUGUCAGCGUUCCGGCGGGAGCUCAACGAUUCCCUGAAGUCAUCGAACAACCUGUCGAACAACUCGCCGGUGAAUGAAAUGAUUGACUAAGUUACUCCCGAUUUUAUUCAUUUGUUUUGACUGUCCUUGCUGAUCCUGUUGAUGCAUUGGUGUUGCAACGAAAACAAAGUACCCUCUAUGAAUUUUGUACAUUUUUAGUAGUGUUGAUUGAUUUCGGUUUGCCAAAUUUUCGAAUUAAUUCCAUCUCUCGCGCUUUCAUUGGCUUAUUUUUUCUUGUCGAUUUUCAUUUGUUUUUUUCUUUCUCUAUGUCUUUCCCCGCUCUCUGGCGGCUGCUGGAACAAUUCACAACCACACAGUUCUUUUCCGUUUAAGCACAUGCAAAUAUUAGAAUAGUAAUUGGUUAAGAGGACCCAAACGACGACGACGACACAACAACAGGACGCUGACGACCGAGAUUCCAAAAAAUGUGUAUGAUAAUGUGAACAUAUAUUGAAACAAAAAAUAAGAAAAUUUAGUUAAAUUGUGCGAGAAGUGCUAUCUUUCGGAAUAUGAAAUAGUGCUAGAUUAUAGACUAAAGAAUCCGAGAAAGUGAUUUUGGAGUAACGAAAAAAAAAAAACAAAAAAUAAUAAAACAAGCGAAUUAAAUGUUGAUGUUUGAAACACGUUUUGUACCGAUAAACUUAAGCCAUUGCGUCACACAUUGUUGAAACACUAGAAAAACAUAACAUUAACACAGAGCUCGCGAUGCAGAUUUUCUAGCAGAGACCUAUUUAACAGAAAUGCUUUUGCAACCCCAAUGUUGCAUGGCCAGUAAACUUUGUGCGUGGUUCUAGGGAUUUAGAGUUUGCAAAGCCAACAGUCAGAACAAGCUAGUUCGCCCUUAUAACUGUAAGAUGGUAAGAAAAUUUAGGCUUAGCUCAGUCCAGCCGUAUCGACAGCUCAGUACGAGGUAGCCGAAAAAUUGAUGUAUUUGUAUGACGAUUGCUGUGAGGAGCGAUAGCGUACCCUCUCAAUUUACAGGUUCUGAUGUAUUUCAAAGGGUUGUAGAAAUUAAAACUAUUUUUUCUAUUUUAGUUUCCGAAACAAAAAUGCCUGAAAACGUUGACAACUUUCGUCUUCGAUAUUUAAAUUGAAGUUUCAGAAUAUUCGGAACAUGCGUCAUGCACCCUGUUUCUUGAACAGCAAUUCUACCACGUAGGAAAAGGGAUGAAUAACACGAGAGUGUCCAUAUCCUAGAAAAACAAACAAACAACAAAUUCUUCGCCCUUUCAAAUACAUCAUUUAAAGUUUUACAAACCCUGUCAAUAGAAAUUACAAAAAAAUAAACUGUCAAUAAAUUCACUAGUGAUACAGGCGAGAAUUGACAGAUACACAACUAAGAAUUCGAGAAAAAUAAAUGGGAAAGGAUACGUCCCAGUGUACCUAAGUUUCAUACAUAAAAGCACAUGAAGAGAAGGGAUUGAUCGAGGGUAAAUCAUUCUAAUUGUUAGAGUGCGAGAACGAAUGGUAAAAAAUCACAAAAAAACUAUAAAAAACAGCUAUGAAAAAAAAAAAAACAUCGAGCUGUGCUAAAAUAACACGUGAAACAACGGAGAGCGCGGAGAGAUCGAUUGAAAUAUAUUUUAAUUUUUAAGCUAGCAACCUACAAAAUACAAAAUGAUGUCUUGAAAUUCAAACCCCGCGGGAUAACAGUCCUUGUUUUAAAGUCUAUCAUGAAGCAAUGCGCGCGCGUUUUUUGCGCGGGUCAGGCUAACAGAUGAAAUAAUGCAGGAACUAAUCUUAGGAAACGUUGCAUGUAGAAAAAAAAGAAUGGGUACAGAAUAGGUAGGACGGGCAGAGCAAAAUAGAAAUGAUCGAU